CUUCAAAAGGCUAUGAUCCAUGGAGGGCUCAAGAAAGGUCUUCAUGAGUGUGCGAAGGCCCUGGAUCGCCGUUCGGCUCGUCUCUGUUGUCUCGCCAGAAACUGCGAGAACGAGGAGUACAAAAAGCUUAUCAAGGCUCUUUGCGACGAAGGUGAAGUCCAUGUUGUUAUGGUUGAAGACGGUAAGGAACUGGGUGCAUGGUGUGGUCUUGCAAAGCUUGAUGAAGAGGGCACUGUGAAGAAGGCUGUCCGUACUUCCUGCGCCGUAGUGACUGAUUUUGGGGAGGAGACCCGUGCUCUUUCCGUUUUGCUCGACUUUUUGAAGAAGCAGGCGGAUGGUGCUGAGCUUUAA
Messenger RNA from Phaeodactylum tricornutum CCAP 1055/1, 351 nucleotides. RefSeq lists its product with no specific name. Gene Ontology annotation, cellular component: ribosome; cytosolic small ribosomal subunit. Gene Ontology annotation, molecular function: structural constituent of ribosome. The transcript has a single exon. The annotation marks the transcript as partial. The record is from RefSeq and is a predicted model, not a curated record. NCBI's taxonomy places the organism in Eukaryota, Bacillariophyta, Bacillariophyceae, Surirellales, Neidiaceae. Gene Ontology annotation, biological process: translation.